Molecule: messenger RNA, 1717 nt
Organism: Tarenaya hassleriana
Lineage: Eukaryota; Viridiplantae; Streptophyta; Magnoliopsida; Brassicales; Cleomaceae
Product: probable pectate lyase 4
Exons: 5
Coding region: 182-1279 (365 amino acids)
Molecular function (GO): pectate lyase activity
Source: RefSeq, a predicted model, not a curated record
AAAAGUCAACAUAAUGAUUCCCUGCCCUCCGGGCCAGAGAGCUGGAAUUGGGAAAGCUCUUCUCUCAGUUCUUUUUUUUCUUCUGUUUUUUUUUUUUGGGUGUUUAGUUUUAGUUGCAGAGAGAGAGAGAGAGAUCAAUUAAAUCCAAAACAGAAACUGUCCGAAAACUGAAGUUUCUAAAAUGGGAAACUCACAGUGCCUUCACAGAUGUUGUAACGGCGCCGAAACUCCCGCGUCCUCUUUCUCGCCAUAUAAAGCCGGUGAAUCUCCGCCUCCACCGUCAUCUCCGGCUAUCAAUAUGGCGGUUCCGUACAGCGACGCCGAUUCCAGCUUGCGCUCUCUCGCCGGCGCCGCCGAGGGCUUCGGUCGUUCCGCCGUCGGUGGCCUCCACGGCCCCAUUCACUUCGUCACUUCUUUAGCCGAGGACGGACCAGGGUCGCUGAGGGAGGCUUGCAGAAGGACAGAGCCGCUGUGGAUAGCGUUCAAAGUCUCGGGAACGGUCAAUCUGACGUCGUUCUUGAGCGUAUCGUCGCACAAAACGAUAGACGGGAGAGGGCAGAGGAUCAAGAUCACGGGCAAAGGCCUUCGGCUUCAAGAAUGCGAGAACGUCAUAGUAUGCAAUCUUGAGUUCGAGGGCGGUGUAGGACCGGACGCUGACGCUAUCCAGAUCAAGCCCAAGUCCUCUAACAUUUGGAUCGAUCGAUGCAGCCUUCGGAAUUACUACGACGGCCUUAUCGAUAUCACGCGAGAAAGCACCGACGUAACUGUUUCGAGGUGCCAUUUCAAGAACCAUGACAAGACAAUGCUGAUCGGAGGGCACCCGAGCCAUGUGACCGACCGAUGCAUCCGAGUCACGAUCCAUCACUGUUUCUUCGACGGCACGAGGCAGAGACAUCCUCGUAUCCGGUUCGGGAAAGUCCAUCUCUACAACAAUUAUACCCAACACUGGGCCAUUUAUGCCAUCGGUGCGGGAGUCGAAUCUCAGAUACAUUCUCAGUGCAACAUAUACGAAGCCGGUAAAAAGAAGGCCGUCUUCAAGUACAUCACCGAGAAGGCGGUAGAUAAGAAGGAGGCCGGGUCGGGAUUCGUAAGAUCAGAAGGAGAUUUGUUUCUGAACGGAGCUCAGCCGUGCCUCGAGCACGGUGGCGAGGACCGCCGCACCUUCCGUCCGGAGGAGCAUUAUGCCACGUGGACCGUCGCUCCUCCAACGGACAGACUCAAACACUUCCUCAAGACCUCGGCCGGAUGGCAGGACGUACCUCUUCCGCCGGAGAAAUAACGCUGCAAAGCAAGAAGAUCAUGUCGUAGAGGACUCGAUCUAAACCUCAUGUUGUCGACGUGACGGAAUAUUAAAUUUCAUAAAGUGGGUGGUUAUGCAUGAAGACGUAUUCCACGUCCGAUAUAUAGUCUUUUUUAUUCCAUGACUUUGAACUCGUGUUUUCGUUAAGAGACCAUGACCUGUAGUUGGUCCAUCGUCCAUUGUAGGGUCGAGAAUUAUAUAUAUAUAUAUUUGGAUAACCGGAUUUCCUGGACCGAGGCCCAUAUUAAUCUCGGGGCUCGGAGUCAGUCAUGUGAUUUGAAUUAUGCGUUCCCUUCCCGACCUGAGGUUCGAACUCGGAACGGGAUAGGCUUUGCGUCCCUAUUUCACCAGUUGAACUAUCCAGACUGGGUAAACACACAUAUAUUCAUGUGUAAUAUUAUGUAUUACCGAUUAGAA